Camellia sinensis is the source of this 1014-nucleotide messenger RNA. The record is from RefSeq and is a predicted model, not a curated record. Lineage: Eukaryota; Viridiplantae; Streptophyta; Magnoliopsida; Ericales; Theaceae.
AUGGUGUUAGCAAGACAAAGAUUUUCAAUGGGUAAAGAAGACCCAGAAAUCGCCGAAAACAGAAAUACAGUAGUUGCUCCUCCAAGAAAGAGCGUUAUUGAAUCAGUCGAUCAGUGGGCUUUUCUGGAUGAAAUCGAAGCUCCCAUGUGGGCUGACUUUGUGGCAGCAAUGGUUUUACUUCCACAUCCAGAUUUAAAAUUUUUGCCUCUUGAUCUUGAGACCGAUCAUGGAAGCUUUGGAGAAGAUGUUUUGUUUGUAUUCCCCUCGCCAACACGAGAAAAUGCAGAAAUUAACUGUCGGGAAGAACUUUGCAUUGAACUGCAAAUUUUAGAGGCAAUGUUGGAGAAAAUAGAUGAGCAAGAAGAUUUCAAGCUGUUUGGGACCACAAAUUCUCGAGAACCUGAAAAUGCACUAGAAAUACUUGAGCAAAGGGAGCAAAAGCUCUUAUUUUAUGAAUUGGGAAGAGCAAGCAACUUGCGUAAAAGUUUACCUUGGGAUAGUGCUUUUUUCACCAGUGCAGGAGUUCUAGAUCCAGAAGAGUUGUUUAUUAUAAAUAAAGGAUUUGAGAAGGCUGAAGCUCACCUAUUACCCGUAAUUCAAGAAGAUCUGUGUAGGUGGAGAUAUGUAGACUCAAAAUCUACAUUAGAUAGUGAUGACUUCUCUUUGGACCGCAACCAAAGCACUGAGGUUGAUCUAUUUGAAGAAAUAAGAGCAUCCAUUGAGAAAUCCAAUAUAAUGUCCAAUAUUUGCAAGUCAGUUUGCAAAUCAGGAGUUGGAGAAGCCCACAAACAGGAAACCCACUCCUUGAAAAAACUUGAUGACAUCUCUCGAAAUAGGGUGAAAUCCACACCAACUCCUAGAAGGCAAAGCGUCUUUAUGCAAGGAUCAAAAAGAGUUAAGGAGGUUGUCCAUCCACAAAUCUUCCAGGAUGCUGAAAAGAAUGGUGAAUCUAAUUCAUUUCCUCAUAAGUCACCCAAGAUAUUAGACAUAGACAUUGGUGCCAAUCAGAGGUGA